AUGAGGUUUACCGCGACAAAUCUCUAUGAUGAUACCUGGCAACACCUGUGUCUCACCUGGGAAAACACUCAAGGAGUAACGAAGCUCUAUAAAGAUGGCCAAUUUGCCGGACAGGUAACAAAUAAUGCCACUGAGAACUUCACACUUACGGCUGGCGGCUCCCUGGUGCUUGGACAAGACCAAGAUUCUAUUGGCGGAGGUUUUCAUGUUGAAGAAACUUUUCAUGGCCGAUUGGCAAGUGUCAACAUGUGGGAUAAAGUUCUGUCCGAAAGCGACAUUGCCGCUCAGUACACAAAUUGCAGCGUACCUCAUGGUUCUGUUCUUAACUGGUCCGUAUUCAAAAAUGUUACUCAUGGCAAUGUCACAGUUGAAGAGCCUUGA
Pocillopora verrucosa is the source of this 381-nucleotide messenger RNA. The record is from RefSeq and is a predicted model, not a curated record. NCBI's taxonomy places the organism in Eukaryota, Metazoa, Cnidaria, Anthozoa, Scleractinia, Pocilloporidae.